Messenger RNA from Daucus carota subsp. sativus, 2547 nucleotides. RefSeq names its product protein STRUBBELIG-RECEPTOR FAMILY 8. The transcript is spliced from 16 exons. Lineage: Eukaryota; Viridiplantae; Streptophyta; Magnoliopsida; Apiales; Apiaceae. The record is from RefSeq and is a predicted model, not a curated record. Gene Ontology annotation, molecular function: ATP binding; protein binding; protein kinase activity. Bases 239 to 2332 code for a protein of 697 amino acids. Gene Ontology annotation, biological process: protein phosphorylation.
UAAUUUCUGCACCUGAGCUACCACACACACAGAGGAGAGAGGAGAGAGAGAGAGAGAGAGAGAGAGAGGGAGAGAGAGACGCUUUAUUUCUCGAUCAUUAUUUUUCAAUGUUUGCAACAAUGACGAUGAGCACAGUUUAUAUAUACUCUCAGUGACUUCACUUGAAUGAUGAUCUCGUUGUGUUUGUUUAGGUUUAGUACAGUUCGGUGAUUGUAAACAUCAACUUGUUCUCGAGAAAAUGAACAUUAAAUAUACGCAUUUGCGUUUCGAGUUUCGUCUUCUGCUGCUGAUAGCGUUAAUUUUCAGUUUUAGUGUUGUUCAAGGGAUCACUGAUUCUUCUGAUGUUGAAGCACUACAAGAGUUGUACAGUUCAUUGAAUUCUUCUUCACAGCUUAGCAGAUGGACAUCAAUAGGUGGUGAUCCAUGUGAGGAAUCCUGGUUGGGAAUUACUUGUCAAGGUUCUUCUAUUGUUUCUAUUCAAAUUUCUGGGCUAGGGCUCAGUGGCUCAAUGGGCUACAUGCUUUCGAGUCUUGGUUCACUGAAAACAUUAGACGUAAGCGACAACAGGAUUCAUGAGUCAAUUCCUUAUCAGUUACCACCGAAUCUUAUUAAAUUCAGGAAUAUUGCAAACAACAACUUCAGUGGGAAUCUUCCUUAUUCUAUUGCUAGCUUGGUCUCUCUUAAUUAUCUGAACACAAGCAGCAAUUCGCUUGGUCAGUCUAUUGGAGAUAUAUUUGCAAAUCUUACCGACCUUCUGACCAUGGAUCUCUCUCACAACAACUUCACUGGAUAUCUUCCCACUUCCUUUGCCUCAUUGUCAAAUCUUUUGGUUCUUCAUGUGCAGAACAAUCAGUUGUCUGGUUCACUUAAUGUUCUAGAAGGGUUGCCUUUGGCUGAUUUAAAUGUCGCAAACAACAAUUUUAGUGGAUCAAUACCACAUAAGAUCAGUUCUAUUAGCAACUUCAUAUAUGACAGGAAUUCAUUUGAUGAGAGUCCUGCACCUCCUCCUCCACGGCCGCUUGGUAGACAUCACCAUACUUCUUCAGGUUCACUCACAUCUUGGGGUUCUGAUGGCCAGUCAUGCAAUUCAGUUAAAGGAAACAAGAACAGACUGACAGUUGGACCUAUAGUAGCCAUUAUUUUGGGUUCUUUAGUGGUGGUAGUUUUGGCUGCGGUUGUCCUUUUUGCAGGAGUUCGAGAAAAGAAAAGGAAUGACAACACAAUAAAACAUUCGUUUGGAAAUAUUCCUCGUAUCCAAAUGAAAGUGAAUAAUGAGGGCCAUGAGCAGAGAGUAAAACCCACCCCAACGACAUUGAAUUUAACAUCUCUUUCUACAGAGAACCUGCUGUCUCACAAGAUGCAAGGAAAUAAUGGGUCUGUCAAUGUAGUUAAAUCACCCGUAACUGCUACAUCUUAUAAUAUUGGCAGUCUUCAAGGCGCAACAAACAGCUUUAGUCAAGAAAAACUUGUUGGUGAAGGUUCCCUUGGUCGUGUUUACAGGGGACAGUUCCAUAAUGGGAAGGUGAUGGCCAUUAAGAAGAUUGAAAAUGCAGCAUUGUCAUUGCAAGACGAAGAUAAUUUUCUAGAAGCUAUUUCACAUAUGUCACGCCUUCGGCACCCAAACAUUGUUCCCCUAACAGGUUAUUGUACAGAACACGGGCAACGUCUUCUUGUUCAUGAUUAUAUAGCAAAUGGGAGCUUGCAAGACAUGCUGUACUUGUCUGAUGAUAGGAUUAAAGUGUUGACAUGGAAUGUUCGUAUAAAAUUGGCUCUUGGCAUUGCUCGCGCUCUUGAGUACUUGCAUGAAGUGUGCCUGCCUUCAGUGGUUCACAGAAACUUAAAGUCUGCAAACAUAUUACUUGACCAAGAGCUGAAUCCCUACUUGUCAGAUUGUGGCCUAGCUGCUCUGCUACCAAAUACAGAGCGACAGGUAUCAUCAGCUAAAAUGGUUGGUUCAUUUGGUUAUAGUGCUCCUGAAUUUGCCUUGUCUGGAAUAUACACUGUAAAAAGUGACAUAUAUAGUUUUGGAGUAUUGAUGUUGGAGCUAUUAACAGGCCGCAAGCCAUUGGAUAGUUCAAGGGUGAGAGCAGAGCAGUCUCUUGUAAGAUGGGCUACUCCUCAGCUUCAUGACUUAGAUGCUCUGGCAAAGAUGGUUGAUCCUACACUAAACGGCCUGUAUGCAGCAAAAUCUUUGUUGCAAUUGGCUGAAAUAAUUUCCCUCUGUGUCCAGCCCGAACCUGAGUUUCGGCCUUCUGCGCCUGAAGUUGUGCAAGCUUUGGUCCAAUUGUCACAAAGGGCAAGUGUACAAAAAAGGCGAUCAAGUGAGGAGUGAGGACUUAGGCUUUUAUAAUCCUAACAAUGUUGUCAGGGUCAAUUAAUAGAGGAUGCAUUAUUGAACGUUUGUCAAGAUCACUAACGGCCCUAAUUCAAAAUAAUGAUGGUGAUUCCAGAAGAUGCAAACUGGAGGCAUGUAUGUCUUUUUCCUAAUGAGGGUACAUAUUUUAGCUAACUUGUGGAAAUUUUAUCAUAUUAACAACACACUUUUCA